GAAAAGAAGGGUUCAUGGAAGGCUAAAGAGAAGGAGGCAUGGGGUGUUAAGAGAGAGGUUGAUCCUAACCAGCCAAAGGAGCCUCGCUAUCCUAAGAAGAAAGUAGCAUUGCUUAUUGGUUUCUGUGGAACAGGAUAUCAAGGAAUGCAAAUGAACAAGGAUGCAAAGACAAUUGAGGGUGCUCUGUUUGAUGCUAUGGUAAAGGUUGGUGCGAUUUCAAAAGCCAAUUCGGAAGAUGCUUCAAAGAUCAAUUGGAUGAGAACCGCACGUACUGACAAGGGUGUUCAUGCUGCUUGCAAUGUUGUUUCUUGCAAAAUGGCUUUCCCAGUGGAGGAUAUGACACCACUUAUUAAUGCAGAAUUGCCUGAACAAAUCAGAGUCUGGAACUAUGUUCAAACCGCUCGUUCCUUCCAUGCCAAGGUUGCUUGCGAUUCAAGAAUCUAUGAGUACUUGCUGCCAAGCUAUGCCUUCGCCCCUCCCAAGAAAUACAUACUCACUACUGAACCAACUUCGGACACCGAUGUUAUGGUCAGCGGAGACAAUGGCCAGACUAAGCGUUAUGUUGCACGGAGUACUGCUGAGGAGCUCGCUACUUUGGAUUCUUAUAGAAUCGACCAAGACACCUUGGAGAGAUUUAGAGAGGCUUUGAGCAUGUUCGUUGGCACCCAUAAUUUCCACAACUACACCAUUGGGCGUAGCCCAACCGAUAAUAGCAGCAAUCGCUAUAUCAUGAGUAUUAAAGUUGAUGAUCCUAUAUAUAUCAAUGGCUGCGAAUGGUUGAGUGUUAAACUACAAGGACAGUCAUUUAUGUUGCAUCAAAUCCGAAAGAUGGUUUCAAUGGCUAUUCUGACGGUACGAAGCAAGACACCUCUGAAGAUCAUUAAAAAUUCUUUUGAUAAUGUGCGGAUCAAUAUCCCAAAGGCACCUGCCGUUGGACUUUUAUUGGAGCGCCCAGUUUUUGAUUCAUUCAACAAAAGUCUUCAAAUGAAAGAUGCAACAUUCAAUGCGGUCCGUGAACCUGUGGAAUUUCAUCCUUAUAAGGAUGAAAUUGAGGCUUUCAAGCAGAAAUGGAUUUACAGCACAAUUUUUGCUGCAGAAGCAGUUGAGAGAGGUUUUGAUACAUUCUUGCGGACCGUGGACGCUCAUUUCGGUCACGAAUUCAACUACUUGAACUCUGAUGGUGAGAUUCCUGAUGAGUGCAUUGUAUAUACAAAGUUUUCAGGUCAGACAAAGAAGAAAGAUGACUCAGAGGACGAGAUUGGAGCCGAGGAGUAGCAUACUGUGUAAAGCAUAUUAUUUAGUACAAAUUAAUGAAGUUUCUUGAGCAGAUUAGCAUAUAAUAUUAAAUGUUCAAUAAUAAUAAACUAUAAAACCUUUUAACAU
Phycomyces blakesleeanus NRRL 1555(-) is the source of this 1383-nucleotide messenger RNA. RefSeq lists its product as hypothetical. Gene Ontology annotation, cellular component: nucleus. Gene Ontology annotation, biological process: mRNA pseudouridine synthesis; tRNA pseudouridine synthesis. The coding region runs from base 145 to 1275 and encodes 376 amino acids. The record is from RefSeq and is a predicted model, not a curated record. Gene Ontology annotation, molecular function: RNA binding; pseudouridine synthase activity. Lineage: Eukaryota; Fungi; Mucoromycota; Mucoromycetes; Mucorales; Phycomycetaceae. The transcript has 7 exons.